This is a messenger RNA of Cicer arietinum (chickpea), 1376 nucleotides long. NCBI's taxonomy places the organism in Eukaryota, Viridiplantae, Streptophyta, Magnoliopsida, Fabales, Fabaceae. The record is from RefSeq and is a predicted model, not a curated record.
UUGUUGUUAGUUUGUGAAAUUUGUUUUGGGUAGUAUUAGCAAAGUUUAAUUUAACGCAAUAUAUAGUGUGGUACAAAGAUUUAUUUAACUUACCCUUACCACCCAGUAACCACCGUUUCAAUUCCGUUUUCACCUCUCCCCAAAACCCUCACGCAGCCGACUCUUUUUUUUUUUACCAUACCAUGGACCUCUUCGCCGCUGAACACGUCGCUCCAUUUCCCGACACCGGUGACCUUCUCUUCGCCGCCGGUCUCCUCUCCAACCACCACAAUCCCCAAAAACUCCGCCCCAUCAGGUCCCUCCCACCUCCCCCCGGUUACGUCGUCCAUGCUGAGCUACCUCACAAGAACCUCGACACUCUAGAACCUUCCAUCCACCCACUUCACCCGAAUGGAUCCGGGUCGGGUCAUUCCCAACUGCCUCGCGUACACGAAUCCAGCUCCUCGUUGGAUGAUGAAGAUGAUGUUGAAAAUUCAUCUGGAAGCACUAAAGAAUUCGGCUCCAGAAAAAGAAGGAAAAAGACAGCGAGAAAGAUUGAAGAUUUUGUAGAAAAUUUGGUAAAAAAGGUGAUGGAAAAGCAAGAGCAGAUGCAUAACGAAUUGAUGGAAAUGAUAGACAAGAAGGAAAAGGAAAGAAUACAGAGAGAAGAGGCUUGGAGGCGCGAGGAGAUGGAAAGAAUUAAGAAGGACGAAGAAGCUAGAGCUCGAGAAAGGUCUCGUAAUUUAGCCCUCAUAUCGUUCCUUCAGAAACUAUCGGGUCAUGAAAUUCCGAUUCCUCAACCAGCAGAAGAAAGCAGAAAAACAGAAGAGAAUGAAACCGAGGUGAACAACAGAAAAGAUUUCAACAGUGAUCCAAGUAAUAAUAGAUGGCCAGAUGUGGAAGUACAAGCACUCAUAUCAGUAAGAACUUCAUUGGAACACAGGUUUGGUCUAACGGGAUCAUCGAAAGGAUCAAUAUGGGAGGAGAUAUCUGAAGCACUGCAUGGCUUGGGAUACAAUCGUUCGGCGAAGAAGUGUAAGGAGAAAUGGGAAAACAUCAACAAGUACUAUAAGAGGACGGUGGGGAGCGGCAAGAAACGGCCUCUAAAUAGUAAAACUUGCCCUUACUUUGAUGAAUUGGACAAUCUGUAUAGAAAUGGGACCUUAAGCAUUGGAAAUGCAUUGAGCAAUACCAACAGUGUUUCUAAGAAUGAAGAAAAGGAGCAGUGUGAAAUUUGAUAAUCAUAAAUAUGGCAUAUGUAAAAUUUUUACAUUCUCAUUAUUAGUCAUUUUUCUUUUGAAUCACCUUACUAAUGAACUUUUUUUAGAAAACAUACCAUCUCAAAUUACUUAUGUUCUUUCUUGUAUUGAAAGUAAUGAUCAGUUUUGUGAAGUAUA